Messenger RNA from Mycetomoellerius zeteki, 1788 nucleotides. Its product is annotated as zinc finger BED domain-containing protein 1-like. The transcript has 2 exons. The record is from RefSeq and is a predicted model, not a curated record. NCBI's taxonomy places the organism in Eukaryota, Metazoa, Arthropoda, Insecta, Hymenoptera, Formicidae. Bases 1 to 1788 code for a protein of 595 amino acids. Gene Ontology annotation, molecular function: DNA binding.
AUGCACGGGGGCAUCAUUCAGGUAAAUUAUCACAUAGUUUAUUCGAAAAUAGAACAGCCGAUCCUAAGUGAAGCUAGAUUUGUAUUAGAGUAUACAAUUAAAAUGAAUCGUAAACGGAGUCCAUCAUGGGAUCGUUUCAAAGUUAUGGAAGAUAAUAAAGCUAAGUGCAAAUACUGUAGUCAGCAUGUCAGUGUUGCUGGUGGUUCUAUUGGAAAUUUGAUAAGACACUUGAAAACCAAACAUCCCACAUUAAAUUUGAAUAACGAGAAAACUGAUCAAGUUAAUAAUAAGGACGUCAAAAUUAAUGAAAAUGUCAAUGACGAUGAUGAUGAUGAUACAGUGUCUAGUUCUGGUUCUGACAUUCAAGGAGUAACCAAUUCGAAUAUUACUGCGACUUCGAACAAAACAAACACACAAUUAAAUAUUACAAAUUUCUUUGUCCAAUCUGUUGCUUUAUGUAAAUCGAAACGGUUCGAUGCACAAUUGAUAAAAAUGAUUGUAAAAGAGUACCAUCCUUUUUCAAUCGUGGAAAACUCUGAAUUUGUCAAAUUUGUUAAAUUGCUUUGUCCAGGUUAUUCUCUACCAACACGAAAAACUGUAUCCAAUAAUUUAUUACAGCAAUUAUAUUUGUCAACUUUGGGAGAAGUUAAAAUAGACUUGAAAAAAGCUAGUGCAGUUUGUCUUACAACAGACUCUUGGACAUCUGUAAACAACGAAAGUUUUACCGCUAUAACAGCUCAUUAUUUGGAUUCUAAAUUUCAAUUGAAGUCAAUAUUAUUAGAAUGUUUAUCAUUUCACAGUAGGCACACAGCAGAAAAUAUAUCAAGGUGUUUAAAAGAUUGUGUACAAAAUUUUAAUUUAGAAGAUAAAAUCAUUUGUUGUGUUACUGAUAAUGCAGCUAACGAAGUUGCCGCUAUUCGACUUUGUAAUUGGCGCCAUUUACCAUGUUUCGUACACUCGUUAAAUCUUGUAGUACAGCAGAGUUUGAAAGAGAUUUCAAAUGUAACAGUAAAAGUUAAAUCUAUAGUUGAAUACUUCGAACGAAGUUCUUAUGCUCUUUCAAAAUUACAAUCAAUGCAAGAACAGAUGAAGUUACCAAAAUUGAAACUCAAGCAGGAUGUCAUAACUCGAUGGAAUUCCACAUACGACAUGCUAAAUAGAAUUCUACAAAUCAAAGAUUCCGUUGUUUCCACAAUAGCAGUUUUACAAUGUGAUGUACCAUUGUUAACAAGUCAAGAAUGGAACAUUAUCGAAAAGAGCGUGGAAAUACUUAAGAUUUUUAAUGAUUUUACGAUAGAAAUGAGUGCAGAAAAAAACAUUACAAUAUCCAAAAUUAUACCUCUCGUUAAUAUCAUGAAUAAAAAAAUUAAUGAUUACUAUAAUGAUGGACCAACAUCAAUCGAAGUAAUGCAAAUGGUGAAGAGUUUGAAGGACUUAUUGAGUCAUCGUUUCAAAUAUGCAGAAGACAAUGAAUUGUUGUGUCAAGCUACUAUUCUUGACUCAAGAUUUAAAAACCAUGGAUUUUCUAACGAAACAAAAUUUUCUUCCGCUUAUGAAGCACUAAAAUUAAAAGUUCGUGCUGUAAAGUUGAAUGAGCUUCAGUCUACUAAUAAUAACAAUACACUCAUCGAGUCUCAACCGACAAAUUUAAGUUUAUGGGAGGAUUUUGAUAGGAAAGUUAAACGAAUUUGCGGUGCAAAUAAUCCUAUGGCAUCAGCAAUUAUCGAGAUGGACAAAUACCUCCAAGAGCCACUUUUGUGUCGCACAGAAGAUCCAUUAAUAUGGUGA